Molecule: messenger RNA, 804 nt
Organism: Trichophyton verrucosum HKI 0517
Lineage: Eukaryota; Fungi; Ascomycota; Eurotiomycetes; Onygenales; Arthrodermataceae
Product: tyrosine phosphatase family protein
Exons: 4
Coding region: 1-804 (267 amino acids)
Biological process (GO): protein dephosphorylation
Cellular component (GO): cytoplasm
Molecular function (GO): inositol diphosphate tetrakisphosphate diphosphatase activity; phosphatase activity
Source: RefSeq, a predicted model, not a curated record
AUGGCAAGGCAAAAUCAGGUAUUUCUCUCUCUCCUUGCCUUUAUCAUUGUUGUUUUGGGUGAUGGAGAUCCCGGUGGAUGGUUCCAUGUAGCCCAGCAAGAAGUUUAUGGCUGCGGCUUUGAAAGCGGACCCAGCCGUCCACCAACCCCUCAUGGCAUUGGUAUGCCAAACAACUUCGCGGAAGUUGUCAAGGGCAUCUACAGAAGUAGCUUUCCGCUGCCCGUUCAUCUCAGCAGUCUCGCACAGCUUAACUUGAAGACAAUCGUUACCCUUGUUGAUGAAGAGUGGUCCCCUGAAUAUUCGUCGUUUGUACGGGAUAAUGGCAUCACCUCUCGCAUCAUCCCUAUCCUAGCAAACAAGCAGCCCAAUGUUUUCACGCCCUACAGCACUAUUGUGGAAGUCUUGACCAUCCUCCUUGAUACCAGAAACCAUCCUGUUAUGGUUCAUUGUAAUAAAGGAAAGCAUCGCACUGGAUGCGUAAUGGCCUGUUUCCGCAAAGCCCAAGGAUGGACCUCUGUGGCUGCCAUUGCAGAAUACAUCUAUCACUCAGCUCCCAAGACUCGGACUCUGGACCGUAAUUAUAUCCAAGAAUUUGACGAGAAUACGGUAGCAGACCUCGUUAAAAAGACCGGUGCUCAAAAGUGGCUUCCAACCUUCCCACCCAUCAAAUAUACCUUUGAUAGCGAGGAUGAAGAAAAUCCUCAUAUGAACGGUAACGGUGCGAAGAAGUCAGAACUUGCAACUAGUGCACCUCCAGUUUCAUUCCAUGGAGCAAACGGACUUCGACAUACCAACAGCCUUUGA